UGUCCCCUCUUCGCAUACAGAUUCCUAAACCGUGCAGCACAGAAAAUUGAAGGAGACAUCAGAUCAGAUGGUUCCAUUGCAAAACCAUGGAGACUAAGCACAAUGCAACAGGUCGAAGAUUUCAAAACAAUUAUAAGAAUUUUACCAUUAUGGUCAACAAGCAUAUUCUUAGGUACCCCAUUAGCAGUCCAGACCAGCAUGAUAGUCCUGCAAGCUCUAAGCAUGGACCGUCACAUUGGGCCUCAUUUCAAAAUGCCAUCUGGCUCCGUUAUAGUCAUUGUCCUACUUUCCACAGCCAUCUCUCUCACCCUUAUUGAUAGGUUCUUAUGUCCUGUGUGGCAGAAGCUGACUGGUCGAUCUCCAACGCCCCUCCAACGUAUAGGAUUAGGCCACGCGUUAACUAUUCUUAGCAUGGCUCUUUCAGCACUAGUAGAGUCAAAAAGGCUCAAAUUAGCCAAAGCGAACCACCUCCAACCUGUUGUACCAAUGCCGGCCGUGUGGCUUUUCCCGCAGUUGGUUUUGGCAGGUAUUGGAGAGGCAUUUCAUUUUCCUGGACAAGUUGCAUUGUACUAUCAAGAAUUUCCAGUGUCUCUUCGAAGCACAUCGACGGCGAUGAUCUCGUUGGUCAUUGGGAUUGCAUUUUAUUUAAGCACAGGUGUAAUUAAUUUGGUUCAGAGGGUUACAGAGUGGUUACCAAAUGAUAUAAAUAAUGGGAAGCUAGACAAUGUGUAUUGGAUGUUAGUUGUUGUUGGGGUGCUCAAUUUUGGUUAUUAUCUAGUGUGUGCUAAGUUGUACAAGUAUCAAAAUGUUGAGGGUGUAGAUGUUAAUUCUGGCUCUGCUGAUAGUGAAAAGUGAUGUUGUCAGUCCAAUAUUA
This is a messenger RNA of Prunus mume (Japanese apricot), 874 nucleotides long. The record is from RefSeq and is a predicted model, not a curated record. Lineage: Eukaryota; Viridiplantae; Streptophyta; Magnoliopsida; Rosales; Rosaceae.